AUGCAGGAGCUGUCCUUGGUGGAAGGCAACCAGCGGCGAGACUUCGCAGACAUUGUUUGGCAAAUAGCAGAACGCAGAGGUUGCAACGAGUUUGUGGUGAGGUACGACUGCGGGCACUCACUCCGAGCCGAAGUUUCAGCUCCUCAUCUUCCCAGCACCAAGGACUAUGGCACCCACGAGGCAGACCGGUCCCGGUAUGUGCAACACUGCUUGCACGUCCUGACUCGCCACCCCGCAGAACCACAGGUGCAGGUUACUGUGCCAGAAGGCCGGUGUCGGCACUGCCAGCGCGGCCAGCGACAGACUCUGGUAUGCGGACCUGUUCAUACCGAUCUCAGGGAACCAGCAGCACCCGGGCUCGUCGCCAAGACCCUGGGGCGUGGUGCGCUGGACGCCUUGACUCGCGCCAAGCGUGUGGAUCUGCCAAUGACCGCCCACUCCUUCCUGGCCACGAUCGGGCAGGUCUGCAAGAUGCCAGCGACGGCCAACCUCCAUCCUUUAAUAGGUGCUCAGGAAGCAGUGCUGGAAAUGCCUUGGUCGACAAAGCAGAUGAUGCCGAAGGAGGAGAUUCACCAAUGGACCCGGAAGGAGAUCGAGGACGAUGUGGAGUCGAUGCUUUUCAGAUACAUCUGCUGCUCCGCUAUUUUGCUCUUCGUGUUCAGCGGCGAGAGCUUCUACCAUCUGGUCAGUAACCUGAUGCCACUUCAACCGGAGACUGACAUAAACUUCAAGGAAACGGAGUAUAUAGGACUCGACCAGCUGACCCCGGAGUUAGUGGUGCUCGAGAAUCUCACCACUCUGAGCGGCCUCGAGCUCCGGGUGGCGAACUGCACCUGGAUUAUGUCAUCGCUGACAUACGCGGUGCACACGGCGCUGGGCCCGGGCGAGGCUGCUGAAAGUGAGGCGCUGCAGGGUAACGGUGGAUAUCUUUGGAGCGGAAUUGUGCAUCCUUCCUGGGUGGGGAUUCUGAUUGCGUGCACUCCGUUGUUGUGCGUCUUCGAGUUCAUGGUCACAAUGCCACGCUUCAUCAUGAUAAACGUAAUGUUUUCUGGCAUUCGCUGCCUUAUCGUGCAGCCUGGGCGCUUACUGGUCAGCCUGCUGAGCAGCAUCUUGCUUUUCCUGACACGAUCCCUUUUCUCACCCCCUGCGAUUUUGGUCACGACGGUCCCGACCGCCAACCCAAUCCUGGGGGCAGCGUUCAUUUGCAUAUCGCUGGCCGCCAUUACGUCGCCUGUCCCUUUGCUUCUGCUCGCACGCGAUCUCUGGAACACGACUUCCAAUCUCAGAGUUGUCAGGAGCUUCAGACGAGCUGUUGGACACAAGGUCUGGAGCAAAGCCUUGGAACGCCUUCCGUUUGCCUCGCGCUCGAAAGGUACCACACGAGGAUCUCGGGAUCCUAAGCAAAAGGACUACAAGGGUGCCGAACGUCCGAAUCGCGCGGAUUCUGGAAAAGGCGACAAAUUGCAGGGCAAAGAUGACAAAGGAGCUGCCAGUUCCUUUGCUCCCCCCUGCUUCGUCUGCCUGGACAAGCCCUCAAGAUACAUCUUGGAGCCAUGUGGGCAUCGGGUUGUGUGUGGAGACUGCGCAGUGCAACUUGUGGAUGCGGCUGCACGGACUCGCACUGCUACAGAGGCUGACCGUGGCGGCGAUCGAGGGGGCAACUGUCCGUCUUGCUCACUGGCCAUCAAUCGGGCGAUGCGGAUCUUUCCAUGA
Symbiodinium sp. CCMP2592 is the source of this 1713-nucleotide messenger RNA. Lineage: Eukaryota; Dinophyceae; Suessiales; Symbiodiniaceae. The record is from the annotation of a GenBank genome assembly.